AUGGCCGAGGACAAAGUAGAAGAACAGCAAUGGGGACGAGUCCUGAUAUGCGGAGGGAUGAACUGGGCCACGAACGGUCGCAAAGAACGUCCACCUAAUUCAGCAUCCGACCUUCUAUCUCCUGUCAUAUUAAGAUCUCUUAGCAAUAUCAAAAUAACAAAACUCAUAACAGGACCCUCAGCGAAUUAUGCUGUAGUCCUAGAUAUCUUUGGCGCCGCAUAUAUAUUCGGUAAACCACCUUCUCCGUCACUUGCAACUUCCCCAGAUGGGAUCAUAUCAGAGCAUGCUCCAAUCAAGAUAUCACCUUCGGCGGUGGGUCUACCAAAAGAAGCGAAAUUCGUGUCGGGUGCUGCUGCAAGGGGUCAUGUAUUGUUAUUGGAUGAUCAAGGGGUUGUAUGGGGUUGUGGGAACAAUGUAGUAGGGCAAAUCGGUCUUCCCGUGACGAUGCUCAUCAAUCAGUUCACUCGAGUGACUGGACCUUGGUCGAAAGAUCCAGAAAAUAAGAUCGUACAAGUAACUGCCGGCCACACAUUCUCGUUAUUCCUCACGGCAGCUGGGCAGGUUUACGCAGCAGGUUCAAGUGAAUGUGGACAACUGGGAAAUGGUAAAACAGGUGAAAGGAUUAUCAAGAAUGGGAAAGUAGCUUUUGAUAUUGAAUCGCCUGCUCGCCUCAUACAAGGAUUCGAGAAGCGAAAGAUCGUCCAGAUAGCCUCGGGGAACCAGCAUUCUCUAGCAUUGGAUGAAGAAGGCUAUGUCUAUGCUUGGGGAUAUGCAGGUUAUUCAAGGUUGGGUUUACAGGAUCAGAAAGAUCGACUAGUACCUACUUUAGUGCCUCAUUUUGCCGGAAACAACAUUGCUUCGCGGGCUGCUCAAGUAUUGUGUGGACCAACCAGUUCGAUAGUGGUGGAUAGACAGAAGAUGUUUUUGAUAGCUGGGAAAUUUAAAUUGACGGGAGAUGGUUCAACUGGGCAACCAUAUACGUACUUCAAAUAUAUACAGGAUAUUAUGGCUUGUAAAGUUAUAAAAGCUAGUUGUGGAGGAUGUACUCAUUUCCUUACUACUCCUGAAGGAGACGGUGUGAUGACAGUGGGCUUCGGACAAGGAUGUCUAUAUGGAGAACUUGGUCUUGGCCCUGACGCAGGUAAAUCAGCUACCAAGCCAGUGAAGAUUGAGCCUCUAUCCGGUGUGGACGUCAUAGAUGUGGCUGGAGGAGCGUUUUUCUCCCUAUUCUUAGCUCGACCUAAUGCUGCUUUAUCGGAACUCGAUCGAUAUCCUGAACAUAUUGAGAGUCCGACGAUAUGCUUGGCAUGUAACGAGGAGAAAGAUGAUGAUCCGAUGGAGUGUGAAAAGUGCGAUUCACCUUACCACCCCGAAUGCCUUACCCCACCACUAUCCGAACCACCAGAAGGGGAAUGGUUCUGCCCCGCAUGCGAAAUACAAGCAGAUGCAGGUCCCGACGAUCCUUUCGAACCUCUGUUUGUCGAUGGACCUAAACCUAAGAAGAAAGUUCUACCUAAACCACCUCUGUCAUUGGAACGAGCUUCAACACCUAAGAGUGUUUCAUCGCCUAAACUUGAAAGCGUCAGAUCGAAUGGGUCGAAAGGUACACCGACACGGACGCCGACGGGUAAGAGGAAAGCUGACAGUGAGAGUAUACAUGGUAUGUGA
Kwoniella botswanensis is the source of this 1668-nucleotide messenger RNA. RefSeq lists its product as uncharacterized. Bases 1 to 1668 code for a protein of 555 amino acids. Gene Ontology annotation, molecular function: small GTPase binding. The record is from RefSeq and is a predicted model, not a curated record. Gene Ontology annotation, biological process: negative regulation of GTPase activity. Gene Ontology annotation, cellular component: membrane. The transcript is spliced from 18 exons. Lineage: Eukaryota; Fungi; Basidiomycota; Tremellomycetes; Tremellales; Cryptococcaceae.